This is a messenger RNA of Lepisosteus oculatus (spotted gar), 1010 nucleotides long. NCBI's taxonomy places the organism in Eukaryota, Metazoa, Chordata, Actinopteri, Semionotiformes, Lepisosteidae. The record is from RefSeq and is a predicted model, not a curated record.
GCAAUGUAUCCCUAGUAGCAUUAGACAGUUUCCAUUUCUGAGAGCAGCAGCUUGGCUGGUCUGUACUUCACAAUGAGGAAGAGUCUGAAGGUUUGUGGUUGUUGUACUGGGAACAAGGACAGAGAGCCAGAAGAACUGAAACAAAGGAAAGGAGAAAUCACAUGGACAAAGAGACAGAACGCAACUUGGAGGAGAACUGAAAUGGGCCAGAAAAAGGAAGAGGAGGGAUUAACUAAAAAGCAAGGUGACAUUAGUGACUCAAAAUCAAAAUUUUGCUGCCCAUCUGUGGCAGACUGUCUCUGUCUGUGCUGGCCUGUCCAGAUGUCCAAGUGCAGUGAAGAGAUCCUGACAUCUGAGGCCCAGUGCCCGGAUAAAGAAACUGUAACCUGCAAGGAACCAGGUCCCUCUGGAGCCCCGUGCCAAGACCUUCGCUGGAAAGAAAAUUCCUGUACCUGUCUUGUACAAGAGGAUAUGAGCCAGAGGACUGGUUCACCAGCUGACCCCAGUGGAGCUCCCCUCCCCUGCUGUCAUGGGACAGUAAGGGGAGGCUAUUUCCCACAGUCAGGGCAGGAGGAGUCAUGGUCAAUCCUUGACUUCUAUGAACCAGAUGAAACCCUCUAUGUGGAAUUGUGGGACCCUGGGCUAGAGGGAGGAGACCAGCAGUAUGAGGCCAGAUGGAAGCUCAGUAGCAGGGGAAAGGUUGUGGCAAAGGGCAUCUGGAACCCAGUACCACAUGUCAGAGAAGAAACCCAACCAGCUGUUUCCUGAAUUUGAGCUAAGUGUGCCCACACUUCUCUGGAUAACCCCGUAUUACAGUGAAAAUAAAAAACAUUGUAUCUGCUCAAUACAGAUGGCUUCAGCUGGCAACUGGAGUUGUUUUUCACUGUUGCUGGUAUUUUACUUAAAUGUAAGUUUCUUAUGAAAUGGAAGGCGUGAUUUUUUGUUCUUUUGUUUCUAUUCCAUUGUAUAAUCAGAUGCACGAAAUUAAACAAUGAACUGGCUUAAGCAAA